GUUGAUUAUUACUAGAUCAUAUGCUAAUCUUUACAGUAUUUAUUAUUUUUAAUAUAUGUAGACUCAUUUAUUAUUAGUUACUAUUAGAAUACAAGGAAGUCGUUAAAAGUACACAUACAUUUUAAAUUCGCGCCUUUAUUUCAUGCACAUAUGACCACCAAGCAUGCGUAUAUGGCCGCGAAGCAUGUACAUAUGACUGUAGAGCAUGCGCACAUGGCCGCGGAGAGUGCUCUUGUCGCUACAUUUCGCCGAUAUGACAGAUUUCUUAACCUGAAUAUUCGACAAAUUUUACGAUUAUUAUUUCGCUUUCCGGGGCAGAGCGACGCUUUUUUUUGCCAGAUUCGUUCGUUUGAAGCAAAACUGUAUCGAAUAAGCACAACUACAUCGAUAUUUGAAUACCAGUGCCUAAACUAAAUAAUUACCCAAAAUACAACUUUUAAUUAAUUAUUGCUUAUUAAUAUAAUAUACAUAUUCAUAAUUAUUAACAUCUAUUUUUCAUCAUGUACAAUAUGUACAUUAUGUAAACUUUUAUGUUCCACAUAGUAUACAGAAUGCCGGAUAAAAUAUGAAGCUUUUUAAGCUGAUAGUGCAUCAGAAGAAUUUCAGUGGAGAAGACCUUAUUAUCAACCCAAAGGAUUAUCCUGGCAUAAAAACUGGCGAUGUUGUCGAGAUUUACCACCCUGAUGAUGAGUUUAGCCGCUUGCUAUUGCAAGUUACUUCCUUUAAAGAGGACUUGCAAGGUCGUGAAACUAUUAGCGUGGAAAAUAACGUAGCAUCGAUGUUCCAGCUGCGAACGUUUGCUGAUGUGUACAUGAACAUAGUGAAUCCAGACGAUGUAGCUCUAGAUUCUAUAGAAUUGACCUUUAAGGAUCAAUACAUGGGACGCAGUGAGAUGUGGCGUCUAAAAAACAGCUUGGUAAACACUUGUGUGUACAUCAAUAAGAAAAUAGAGUUUUGUGGUGGCAGUAUACGCUGUCAAGUAUAUGAGAUGUGGUCACAGGGCGAUCGUGUUGCUUGCGGUGUUAUCACAAAUGAUACUAAAGUGGUGUUUCGAUCUUCCACAAGUAUGGUAUACUUGUUUAUUCAAAUGAGCUCUGAAAUGUGGGAUUUUGACAUACAUGGAGAUCUUUACUUUGAAAAAGCAGUUAAUGGAUUUUUAGCAGAUUUAUUUCAAAAAUGGAAAAAGAAUGGCAGCAAUCAUGAAGUCACCAUAGUACUGUUUUCGAGAACUUUUUAUAAUGCGACUAGUUUGGAGGAAUUUCCGAAUCACAUGAGGGAGUGUUUACAGCAUGAUUAUAGAGGAAGAUUUUAUGAAGAUUUUUAUAGAGUUGCGGUACAAAAUGAAAGAUUUGAAGAUUGGACCAAUAUCUUGGUACAAUUGCGUAAAUUGUUUACUGAUUAUCAAAAAAUAGUUUUGGAAUAUCACCAAAAGCUUGGUAAUAAUAUGCCUAAGGCAGUAAAUUCUACUGCUGCACAAGGCAAUUUUCUGGAAGUGUUAAAUAUGUCUUUGAAUGUUUUUGAGAAACACUACUUGGAUCGCAGUUUCGACAGGACUGGUCAACUAUCUGUAGUCAUUACACCUGGAGUUGGUGUCUUCGAAGUAGAUAGGGAGUUGACAAAUGUAACAAAACAGAGAAUUAUCGAUAACGGUGUGGGGAGUGACUUGGUAUGCGUUGGAGAGCAACCGCUUCAUGCAGUUCCAUUAUUAAAGUUUCAUAACAAAGAUUCUUCCAUAAAUGCACCAGAUGACUAUAGCAUGCCUCAUUGGAUUAAUCUCAGUUUCUAUUCCACUAACAAAAAAAUACCUUAUUCUACGUUCAUACCGCGAAUAAAACUGCCGCAAAGGGUAUCGAAACAUUCGAUGGAUAACAUAAAAUUACAUUGCAAAACCAGACUUUUACAAGAAGAUUCAAGAGAAUGUCUACAUAAUACGUUAUUCGAUUACGAUGCUUAUGACGCACAAGUGUUCCAAUUACCCACAGUUCAUACCUCAAGUGUACAAAGGAUAAAUACGAGAAGGAAAAAGACGAGCGUGGUAUGCCUUGAAACUCAUAAUAAUGGCCAUUUGUUAAAGCUCUUAAAACGUAAAAUGUCAGAUCCUGAUAUACAUCAUCCUCCGCCCGAAAUGCAUUCGCCGCCAGUUCUGGCAUUACGGAGCGCGGCGAUAACAAUACCAUACAAAACGGACGACGAUAAUGUUGAAUCUAACGAGGAUAGAACCGGUGUAUCCAGAACGCCGGUCAAAAGCGAUUUAACCGACUCUGAAAUAUCUCCGCCCUUUAGACCUGUUGUUGGUAGCGCUGGCAGUCCAACGAAUUCAAUUUCUCAACCAACAAAUAUACUUAGACCUGGUAGAGCAUUAAUCAAUCCUUUUGAUCCAUCACAUGUUACCAUUAAACUUACCAGUAACAGACGACGAUGGACUCAUAUAUUUCCGAAAGGACCUACAGGAGUUUUAAUACAGCAACAUCACUAUCAAGCUGUUCCAAUGCAGACAUGUUUGGAGUCACAGAAUGAGGCUAUACCAUCGACUAUAAGUGGAUCUUCGAUGGAAACUGGGACGAACAAUUCAAAUCAGAUUUCAAGAUCAGCGUCUCAGACAGGAUUCCAAGAUUACACAAAAGGAAAGUUACAACGACCUAAUCUUCCUAUAGCUAACGGAGAUAAAACUGCGAAUCCUUCGACUAUGGCGAAAAAAAGUAUUACUCUUUUGUGGGGUGCUACUGGUGAACAAGAAUGGACGCCUGCUCUAACAACAGCAAUCAUAGGAGUCGACUGGAAAUCUUUAACGAUUCCCGCGUGUCUACCCAUCACUACCGAUUAUUUCCCAGACAAGCGGAGCUUACAAAAUGAUUACGUCGUGUCAGAUUAUAAUCUUCUCCCGGACGACGUUAACUCCGAUUUUGCCCAACAGCGAGCGAUAUAUAAGAAACCGCUCACAACCGUGGAAGUGUUUAAAGAGCUGGUCUCACAGCGUUUGGCCCAAGGUUUUCAACUAAUCAUUUUGCCAUCACUUAACAAGAAUCAGAGCAAUGCCUCUGGCAGCAAUGUCGCUCCCGCAAUUAGUACGGUAAUGCGUGGCAGACAAACCGAAUCCGAGCCCAAAGAAGAAUAUCUGCUCAGCAUUGGAAGAAUUUUUCACAAAAUAUCACUCUUUGAUAAUUCUAUAACAGUUACGAGAUACCGUCCACGACAUCCUUACCCACCCUUCAAUAUUCACUAUCAAUAUCGAUUUCACGCUCCUCAUCAUGAUACAUAUGAAGUUUCGCGGGUGUCUUUCACCACAGAGAAACUCGAGACCUAUAAUUGGAAUUAUCUAGAUCACUACAUUUGCACACGUGGCCAUACUGAUUUUGCCUUAGUAGAAACUCUCAAAUAUUGGCGGUUUCGAGUCUUUUUAUUACCGUAUAAUAAUCCUGCGACUCGCAAAAUUUUAGAAGGUUCCUCAAGAUGUGACAUAUAUUCUCCGCUUAGUAAUGCUGAACAGGCCUCAUUAAUGGAUGGUUUCUUACGCUUUAUUGAGGGAUGGUUGAAUAAAAUACGACGGCCGAAUCCCAAUAAAAACUGGCAUGAUAUGUUUCAGAGCCCCACAGCUCUAGGUGGUGUCCCUCCAAGAGAUCCUGCCUCUCAUUUGACCAGACGCAGGCACAGCACGAGCCUGAUAUUCCUCACUAACCAGACCAAUCUAGUCGGCAGCUCUCCUUUCAGGGAGCGACUCGGAAGCAACCGUCUGCCGGAGAAACCGAGACCAAGAUCUGGUUCCAAAGUGAUGGACAGAGGACGUGUGUCGCCUGCUAGCGAAGCCGUUUUGCCAUUAUCACUCGAGCAACAGCAACAGGAUCAUUUCGACGCUAAUGAUGACAGUGGAAAUCAGGAACUGACCAAGAUGAAAAGUAAUGCAACCAACAUGGAAAUUUUGGAAGCCAUGAAACAUCCUCAAACUGGUGUCGGCUUCUUGACACAACAUCCUUCGCUCCCUAGCCAAACGUUUGUUAGUGCUGAUGCGAUUCAAUGGUUAAACAACCACAUAGAAGGCGGGGUAGGGGUCGAACAGGGUGUCAAUACUAUGAAGGGGAUGAUUCAAGACAAAUUAAUAUGCCAUGCAUCCGGAGACUUUUCGAAACCAUUUGUCCUAGGAUUUUAUUUAUAUCACAUUGUACAGGAUAAAGAAAAUCAAAAAGCCGCAGAUUAUUCUGCUCCGCUUGGGAAUUUGCAAAGUUUCGAAAAUGAAUGGGUGGAGGUUGAGAUGAAAUCGCCGAAAGGAUGGUGCGAACCAACUUCUUCGACAACAGUAUCGACUCCUAUAACAAUACCUACUUGCGACACUAUUGACGAAUCCAACGUACCACCUUUUUUGAAAGAUGAUAUAGAUAUUUACAGAAUUGGAUUGGAUCUGAGAGAAGAGACUGAUUCAGUAGAUGACAGAAAUGCGACAGUGUCUUUGUAUAAACAUACUCAUCUGGACAUUGACAUCAAUAAUAAAAGUGAUAGAAUUGAGUGGGGUCACUUAAGAUAUCAGUCCGUUUACAAAGUAGAUACUUCUUAUGAACUUGUAGUGCAAUGGAUAGCAUCAUCCGGCAGUAUAGUGGCUGAUCUAAUAUUCGUUUGGCAACGCAAAGCUCAAAUGUGCGGGAUACAGAUGGUACCCAUUCCCAGCGAUUUGUUAGCACUACCCUAUACGUUGAAGAGCGAUCCUCUCAGAGGACCUAUUUUCAUACCGCUCGAUACAGAGUGUUUGAUGGCAAAUAAGCGGCACCUCUUUGAAGAAUUCCGAGAAGAUACUUAUGCACAAAGGCUGUUUUUAUUCCAAGAAGCAAUUCUGCAGAGAUUCGGUUUUAUGCCAUGCUUAGUUGAAAAUAUCGAAAAUGAUCAUCAAUACGUUCACAUUACUGGUAACGCAUUUAUACUGGUGCCAUCCAUCACAAAUACUCGGCCGCGCCCACGAACCGGAACCAAUAUUGUGCGGCGAAAUACAAGUCAGAAAAAAUAUCCGGUUCAUCCGGACCAGUCUAGUCCACAUGAAGCGUACAUUACUAGACAUGUUGGUGGAAAGAAGGACGAUCAUAAUAUAGAUAGGAAAAUGGGUUUUUUAUGGUCUUGGAAUCAUAUGGUCAGCCGCAAGUGGAAAUCAUUGUCUCUUUCAGCGGGUGAUGAAUUUUUCCAGAAGAAAAUUAUACAAGAUUUUCGACACUUCUGUUCCAAUGGAGACAAUAGACUGAAAGAGUUUUGGGAAUCUUGUUGGGAGUUAAAAGAAAAAACUUGUACAAAAGCUAAAUAGCAAGAUAUUGUUUUUAAUGUUCUUUUAUCCAAAGAUUUAUUAAGUUAUCAUCGAUCAUUUAUAUGAAUUUCAUAAAAUGUUAUCGCUAUUUGUGAUCAUAUUAAUCUUCAUUUAUGAAAAGUACAAUUAUAUAUAAUGUUUAUAAGAUAUAACUGGUAUAGCAGGAUAAUAAAUUGUGUAACAAGUGCGGAAGGUCGGCUUUUUUAGCACGAGUUCACCCGUACAUGUUGCACACCGUAUUUUUUAUUA
Molecule: messenger RNA, 5527 nt
Organism: Monomorium pharaonis (pharaoh ant)
Lineage: Eukaryota; Metazoa; Arthropoda; Insecta; Hymenoptera; Formicidae
Gene: Iml1
Product: GATOR complex protein Iml1
Exons: 24
Coding region: 566-5278 (1570 amino acids)
Biological process (GO): cellular response to amino acid starvation; positive regulation of autophagy; negative regulation of TORC1 signaling
Cellular component (GO): lysosomal membrane; GATOR1 complex
Molecular function (GO): GTPase activator activity
Source: RefSeq, a predicted model, not a curated record